AUGGGUCCAAGGCAAAGCAAAAACACUCCACCUCCUGCAGUUGAAAAGGUAGAAGAGCCAAAAGAAGAAGAAAAAGCAGCUGGAGAACCUCCAAAAGUGGUUACAAGAGACAUCCGUAGCCAGUAUCUCACAAGAAUAGGCGUUGGGCAAGCUGGAGAAGUGCUACGAAAAUACCAAGGAAUGACUGCUAGAGAUUUUAAAGUUCCACAAUGAAUGGGUAGCAGCGCCCCAAUCACAGAAGAAGAAAAGGCUCCUCAUCCUCCUUCUAAUGAAGUUUCAGAAAAAAUCGCAUCAAACGACAUCUAUAAUUUAAGCUUCGUGCAAGUAAAAACAGCUGAUGAUAUCCGCAGGCAAUUUCUUCAAAGGAUGAGUAAAGAAGGAGUAUGGCUUCCUCCAAGCCAAAGGCCUCCUAAGUCUAACUCUAUCAUUAUUUUUGACUGGGAUGACACUUUAUUAUGCACAACUUACCUUAACUCUAGAGAAGACGCUAUGAAUAUUACUUCAAAAGUUGUCAAAGCCCAAUUAAAAACAUUAGAAGAUGCGAUAAUAAGGCUGCUUACACUUGCUUUAAGCUUAGGAAAUACAUAUAUCAUUACUAAUGCAAUGAAAGGAUGGGUGGAGUAUUCAUCAGGCCUAUGGAUUCCUGGGGUACUUACUAUGCUUGAACAAAUCUUACUUAUUUAAUUAGGUGGCUGAGUCCACUUUGUUAACUUUGUUACGAGUAUCCUGCAAGGGGAUUCAUCCGUUUUUUGGUAACGUCUACUUCCGGAAAGGUGGGCUGCCUGGCAGUCACCUCCUCCUUGCUACAGCGUGGUAGCUCCAGCUUUGAAUGGGCAGAUUACGGGUUCCCGGGGCCUUGCUUCAGGCUGCAGCGAGAAGGUUGCCUGCACGGAAAAUCCAAAAAUGGAUUUUCUGGCUGAUUUUUGGCAAAAAGGAAAACUUGCACCCCAGGCCAUAACCCCUGGUAUCACGGUGGGAAAAAUGCCCGAUGAGCCCAAAGGAUCUUACUGGGCAAUCCCUUUCCAACUUCCACGUCUUUCCAACUUCCAAGCCUCCUUCUCCUCGAAGUAAACAAAAUUGGAAAAUGGGUAAGGGCUAGGCUCCUUACACCACAGGAGCUGCUUACCAAGCAUAGCUGCCUAUUUUCAGCUUGGUAAAACCUUGCCGGAUAUAAUUAAAUAUGCACUCGAAGGUUGCAUGGCCGGGAGGCCAUGCUCAAGCUGAGAUGCCAUAUUUAAUUAUGCUUGAACAAAUCACAGUUAUUUCAGCAAGAAGUGAGUAUGAGCACAAGUUUCCUGACAACUAUCAUCAAUGGAAAGUUGAAGCUUUUAUGGAGAUGACCAAACUAUUUGAUACAGGAACUAUUACCAAUUUGAUAUGUUUAGGUGAUUCUAAUAUUGAGAUGGAUGCUGCACAUCAUUUGGUACAGUAAUUUUAAUGCAGGUGCUAUCAAAAUGCAUGCAUAAAAACUAUUAAAUUCAGGGAUGGGCCUAACCCCGAAGAGCUUGUCAAGCAGCUGGAGCUUGUGACUGAUAAAUUUGAAAAAAUAUGCACAAGUGGCAAGAACUUGACGAUCAGACUUGAACGGUAAAAAAUAUUUAGAAAACCAUCGCCUAGAUAA
Messenger RNA from Blepharisma stoltei, 1621 nucleotides. The record is from the annotation of a GenBank genome assembly. Lineage: Eukaryota; Ciliophora; Heterotrichea; Heterotrichida; Blepharismidae.